Exaiptasia diaphana is the source of this 743-nucleotide messenger RNA. Its product is annotated as collagen alpha-6(VI) chain-like. The record is from RefSeq and is a predicted model, not a curated record. The transcript is spliced from 3 exons. Gene Ontology annotation, molecular function: peptidase inhibitor activity. The coding region runs from base 78 to 743 and encodes 221 amino acids. NCBI's taxonomy places the organism in Eukaryota, Metazoa, Cnidaria, Anthozoa, Actiniaria, Aiptasiidae. Gene Ontology annotation, cellular component: extracellular region.
AUCUGCUUUGUUUUUCCGUGACUCGUACUAACUGGAAGAACGGUGCUAGUUGACGCGAAGCUUCUAGGUAUUUAGCCAUGGGAAACCAUUUUCUAAUGGCUAUUGCUCUAGUUGUCUUUGUGACUGGUGAUGUGUCUUUGUCCCAAAGAAUACGUCCAGGACGUUGCGCACUGUAUGAGAAGCAGCCGAACUGCCCUGUAUACACGUGGGACCGAUGUUCUUGUGAUCAAGACUGUCCUCUCAAUAUGAAAUGUUGUUUUACUGGCUGCAGGAAUGUCUGCAUAUUUCCAGACAAAGCUGUAACCAUAACAACAAAAGCUGAUGUUGUUUUUGUAAUGGAUUCAUCUGGAAGCAUAAGCAAGGAUGAUUAUAGGAAAGAGAAAGAAUUUGUCAAACAGCUAGCAAACAUAUUUGAUAUCUCUCGAAACCAGGCGAGAGCAAGCGUUAUAAUUUAUGAUGAUAACCCAAAGCUAAUAUUUAGUUUUGAAGAUGAACUGGACAACAGGAAUGUUAGCGCAGCAAUUCAGGGUCUGCAGCAUUUAAAAGGACAUACAAGGAUUGAUAAAGCGUUGGCUGUUGCUGAAAAUGUGUUCACGGAUGCUAGACCAACAGUUCCACGCAUUGCAUUUAUACUUACAGACGGCAARCAAACGGCAGACUUCGAUGCCAAGCCACUGGAUGUUGCAUCAAAGCCAUUAAAGGUAAUAAUACAGUUUCACGUUAUAAUUGAGAUUUGUGUUUAG